AUGGAUGGAGAAGAGAAAACAUACAGCGGGUGUGAGGGCCCAGAUGCAAUAUAUCUGUUGAUAUCUUCUGAUGUUCAUGAAUCUAUUGUAAAAAGGGAGCAUGCUUUAACAUCAGGAACAAUAAAAGUCAUGCUAAGUGGCCCAGGUCAGCUUGCUGAAAAUGAAACCAAUGAGGUUAAUUUUAGAGAAACUCCAUCACAGGUGCUAUCAAAAGGUUUAAAAAAAAAAGUAUGCAUAUAUUUUACCUACAAGGUUCGCUACACUAACAGCUCUACAGAGAUUCCUGAAUUUCCAAUUGCACCUGAAAUUGCACUGGAAUUAUUGAUGGCUGUGAACUUCCUAGAUUGUUAA
Molecule: messenger RNA, 351 nt
Organism: Gracilinanus agilis (Agile Gracile Mouse Opossum)
Lineage: Eukaryota; Metazoa; Chordata; Mammalia; Didelphimorphia; Didelphidae
Product: elongin-C-like
Exons: 2
Coding region: 1-351 (116 amino acids)
Biological process (GO): ubiquitin-dependent protein catabolic process
Cellular component (GO): elongin complex
Molecular function (GO): protein-macromolecule adaptor activity
Source: RefSeq, a predicted model, not a curated record